This is a messenger RNA of Orbicella faveolata, 926 nucleotides long. RefSeq names its product glyoxalase domain-containing protein 4-like. The record is from RefSeq and is a predicted model, not a curated record. NCBI's taxonomy places the organism in Eukaryota, Metazoa, Cnidaria, Anthozoa, Scleractinia, Merulinidae.
CGUCACGCAACACUGGCAAUCAAGAUGUCGCUUCGUAGAGCGCUACAUUUCGUCUUCAAGAUUGGAAACAGAAAUGAAACCGUGAAAUUCUAUCGUGAUAUUCUCGGAAUGAAGAUUUUGCGGCAUGAAGAAUUUGAAGAAGGAUGUAAAGCAUCAUGCAAUGGUCCUUAUGAUGGCAAGUGGAGUAAAACAAUGGCUGGCUUUGGACCAGAAGAUGAUCACUUUGUUGUUGAACUGACAUAUAACUAUGGUAUUAAAGAAUAUCAACUAGGAAAUGAUUUUCAGGGUCUUACAGUGCACUCCAAGACUGCAGUAGCUAAUGCAAAACAACACAACUAUCCAGUAACAGAGCAAGGAGAUGGCUGCAUCACUGUCAAAGCCCCUGAUGGAUACAAGUUUACACUGGUGGACCAGGAUGUGACUGGAGAUCCAGUCAAAAAAGUUUCUCUUGGAGUCUCAGACGUUGCCAAAUCUUUAGUGUACUGGCAGAACUUAUUAGGCAUGACAGUGUAUGAGCAGUCAGAGACUGAAGCAUUACUGGGCUAUGACUCGGAUAAGUGUAAACUUGAGCUGAUUCAUCUUGGAUGCCCAGUGGAUCAUGCAACAGCGUUUGGACGAAUUGCUUUCUCGUGUCCCGGCAACCAGUUACCGGCCAUUGAACAUUCAGUCAAGGAAGCUGGUCACACAAUCUUAACACCACUUGUUAGUUUAGACACCCCAGGAAAGGCUACAGUGCAAGUUGUCAUCUUAACUGAUCCGGAUGGACAUGAAAUUUGUUUUGUUGGUGAUGAAGCGUUUAGAGAGUUAUCAAAAGUUGAUCCUGAAGGGGACAGCCUGCUGAAUACUGUGAGUAUAUUCACCAUUAAAAUCCAUCAAAUAUUUUCGCUUGCGCGCGCUUGGUCUAAACACGUCACGUGACCGAAUAU